AGCAAGGCAAAAAUUGAAGCAAUGAAGAGACCAGGUUUCAAAGGAAAAGAAAUGUUGCCUAGACCAGAGAGUCCCAGAUCCAGAUCUAGGCCAGCUCCAGGACCGACAAAAACGAGACCAGGUGUUGGUGGCUUAGGGAGAUCAACACAAAGUCCACUUUCACACGGUUCCACCAGUCAACACAAAACUCAUGUUCUCUUUUCAUUUCAACCUGAUCCUAUACUUGAAGCGGAAGAACGAGAGAGAUUAGCAGGUCUUAAUCAGAGGGAUUUUCUGAUUCACAGUUAUGGAAUCCCUGAAAAGGUAUAUUUUGCUAUGUUAAAAAAUGGAACUUUACGAGCAGAUGAUGAAAAAAAGUAUGGAGCGCGUCUGAAAAGAGAUUCAAUUCAAGAAGUAAACAUGAACACAACAAAAGAUAAUUUGAUACCUCCGUCGCAGAAAGCUGUUAUAAUCUCAAAGGUAAUUGUCUGAAAAUGAGAAUAAUUUGUGUCAACUAGUUCCAACAAUACAAUAUCUCGAAAAU
Gryllus bimaculatus (two-spotted cricket) is the source of this 523-nucleotide messenger RNA. The record is from the annotation of a GenBank genome assembly. Lineage: Eukaryota; Metazoa; Arthropoda; Insecta; Orthoptera; Gryllidae.